AUGGGCCAAAUCUUAUCAAAUCCAAUCAUUGACAAAACGGUAUUCUCAGGAACAGAUGAGUUCACAUCGUUUGGUAUAUCAUCUAUGCAAGGAUGGAGAAUAAACAUGGAAGAUUCCGAUAUUCAAGAAUUAAAAGUUCAAAUAGUAAACACUGCAACUGACCUAGAGGAAGAAGAUCAUUUGGCACUUUUCGCAGUUUUCGAUGGACAUGGUGGACCAAACGUAGCUAGAUUUUGUAGAGAAAAAUUUACUUCAAUAUUUAAACGACAGUUCGCAUCAAUUGAACAGAAGCAGAAACAGAAACAUUUGGAAUCCAUGUACAUGGAUGCAUUAGAGAAUACAUUCUUCGAUUUGGAUAAAGAAUUGUUGUCAAGAUCAUUUAACGUUAAUGAAAAAAGUGGGUCCACAGCAAUUGUUAUUUUAAUUUCAAAGAAAUUGAAUUUAGUAAUUUGUGCCAAUGCAGGUGAUUCCAGAUCGAUUAUUUCCAUAGAUGGUCAAGCAAAGAAUUUAUCAUUCGAUCAUAAGCCAAAUUUAAUUAAUGAGAAAUUAAGAAUUGAGAAAGCAGGUGGAUUCAUUGAAAUGAAUCGUGUUAAUGGAAACUUAGCACUAUCGAGAGCUAUUGGUGAUUUUAAUUAUAAAAUGAAUGAUAAAUUGUCGAAAUAUGAGCAAAUGGUUACAUGUGCUCCUGAUUUCAUAACGCAUACCUUAGAUUAUGCGGAUGACGAAUUUGUAAUACUAGCAUGUGAUGGAAUAUGGGAUUGUUUAUCUUCACAGGAUUGUAUCGAUUUGGUUCAUUAUGGGAUACAUUUAGGUAAUAUGUCAUUGACUGAUAUUUGUUCUAAAAUAAUUGAUUGUGUAUUAUCCCCGGAUGCAGAAGGAUCAGGUAUCGGAUGUGAUAAUAUGACUAUAAUAAUUGUGGCAUUAUUGAAAAAUGAAGAAUCUUUACACGAUUGGUUCCAACGUAUUAGAAAUAAAAACUCAAAUAAUAAGAAAAAUUUAAUUUCGUUCGAACAGAAAAGAAGACAAAUUUUUAGUUACUAUAAAUUCCCUGAUGAUGAUAAAUUAAUAUUCAAUGCUACUUCAGGGCCACCUAUAGAAAACAAAGCUGCCUCCACAAAUAAUGAUAAAAAGGGUACAACAAGUAAUAACGACAAGGAGGAAAGCCACGAUGAAAAAGAUUCAAAAACUGGUAAUCCAUUAAAUCUAUUUUCUCUCGAUAAACUAUUAAAGGCUGACGCCAAAAUGAAUGAAAACGUAAACACGGAGACAAUGUAUGAAGAUAACUCAAUAAGUCAAAUGAUAGCUUCAUUAAGUGACGCAGCUGCAGGCGAGACUGGUCCAGAUACUACAGACGAUGGCGAUGACGAUGAUGACGAAUGUGAGAGUGCUAAUGAGAAAAAACGAACUAACAGUACCGAAUAA
Molecule: messenger RNA, 1422 nt
Organism: Naumovozyma dairenensis CBS 421
Lineage: Eukaryota; Fungi; Ascomycota; Saccharomycetes; Saccharomycetales; Saccharomycetaceae
Gene: PTC3
Product: type 2C protein phosphatase PTC3
Exons: 1
Coding region: 1-1422 (473 amino acids)
Biological process (GO): protein dephosphorylation
Molecular function (GO): protein serine/threonine phosphatase activity; cation binding
Source: RefSeq, a predicted model, not a curated record